This is a messenger RNA of Diaporthe batatas, 231 nucleotides long. RefSeq lists its product as uncharacterized. The transcript is spliced from 2 exons. The coding region runs from base 1 to 231 and encodes 76 amino acids. Lineage: Eukaryota; Fungi; Ascomycota; Sordariomycetes; Diaporthales; Diaporthaceae. The record is from RefSeq and is a predicted model, not a curated record.
AUGAUGGACAACUCCGCCUGGGUGGUGCCCCCGCUGACGAUCCAGUUGGUGGCCGACCUCGCGUACACGGCCUCGGCGUCCAGCUGCCAGCACUCGAUGACCGAGUACCCGCCGCGGGAGGCCAGGGCGGUGAUGUUCAGCGGUGUGGUGGUGGUGACCAUUGGUGCGCGCGACAUGAUGCUGGUGAGGACUGAUUUGAAGAGCAUCGUGGCUCAGCUCUCUAAACUAUGA